This is a messenger RNA of Anopheles darlingi, 1128 nucleotides long. Its product is annotated as cuticle protein 7-like. Bases 143 to 814 code for a protein of 223 amino acids. The record is from RefSeq and is a predicted model, not a curated record. Gene Ontology annotation, cellular component: extracellular matrix. The transcript has 2 exons. NCBI's taxonomy places the organism in Eukaryota, Metazoa, Arthropoda, Insecta, Diptera, Culicidae.
CCGGACGGGUUACUGGAGGGCUUCUCCCCAUGAGUGUUGGAGCGGCGGGGCGCCGUUGGUUUUCUCCACCACAAAAAUUCUGUCAAUCCGCGUUGUGUGCGCGCGCGCACGGGGGUCGCGCAGCAUCCGCGCAGGUAUUUAUAUGGUCCGCACGGUGGCCAACAAGUCAGACCAAAGAAAAGCCUUGCUUGGAGAGCACAGCUCGCGACAGAGUUCCAGUUCUUCCAGUGGUGUCACCGUCGAAGUGAAGUCAAACGUCGUGUUCUGUUCUAGCACCGAAAGUGCCGAAAGUGUGAUACCAGCACCAGCACAGUCACCAGUCAUCAUGAUUUCCAAGAUUCUAUUGGUUGCCUCCCUAGCGGCCGUCUCGACGUUGGCAUCGCCCGUCUACGGACCGGUAUCGUACGGACCGGCACUAUCCUACGGGUAUGCCGCCAAAGCGAUCCAACCGCUGCACACGGUAGCGGCUGCUCCCGUCCUGCACGCACCAAUCGUUGCGGCUGCCCCGGUCCUGAAGCACGUCGAGGCGUACGAUCCGAAUCCUCACUACAGCUUCAGCUACGGUGUGGCCGAUCCGCAUACCGGCGAUUCGAAGCACGCCGAAGAGACGCUAGCCAACGGUGUCGUCCAUGGUAGCUACUCGCUCACCGAACCCGAUGGUACCAUCCGCAAGGUGACGUACACGGCCGACAAGAUCCAUGGUUUCAAUGCGGUGGUCGAGAAGAGCGGCCACGCCGUACAUGCCGCCCCGGUGCUGAAGAAGAUCGUUGCGGCACCAUUGGUGCACGCUGGCCUACCGUACUACCAUCACUGAUCGCCCAAUGUGCAGCCCAAUUAGGUUAGACGGAGGCAUUAUGGCCCCGAGCGUUAUUGUAGUAAUGUAACAAUGCCGAUAGAUAAAUAGACGCCAAACGCGGAGUUAUCGAAUAAACGAUUUGUCCAAAUGUCCAGGAACUCGUCGACUCCUGCGAUCCCUAGGAUUCGGACGAUGUUCCUGGACGCCCUGGAUGGAUCUAGCUGUGUAGCGGUAGCAGUAAUAGUAGUUAAUGGUACACACCACAUGGCGUCCCCGCGUACAAAGGCGACCAUCUUUCUUCUCAAAUAAAAACGUUUCCCUGAUAGCCAAAA